GGGCUAUAUAUAGUGAGGUGGAGCUCGUUCGUCCUUGUUUUUAGCCCUGGAAGAGAAAGAGCCGUUAGGAUUCACAACUAAGUUUUAUCGUCCGUACCUUUGACUGAAUCAUCAAGAUGUCCAGUGGCAAAGUCAGCUUGCAAUAUUUUGACCUCAGAGCUAGGGGUGAAAUCCUCCGCUUAGUGUUUUCAGCUGCUAAGAUACCCUUUGAGGACUCAAGAAUACAGUUUGCUGACUGGCCAAAACUCAAGCCAAGCCUGUAUGGCUCCAGCAAUCUAGAAGGUUUGAAGAUCGAUAUGAUUCAGCAAUUAAGAGAAGAUCUGCUUGGGGUUGAGGGAAAGGGAUUUGGCGAACAGGACGCAGCCAAAAAGGCUGAGAUCGGCAAUGAGCUGGCAACAAACGUUUACCCUCGCUAUCUAAAGUACUUCAAUGACAUACUUAAGGCCAAUGGAAAUGGCUGGUCUGUCGGGAGCAAGCUGUCCCUGGCUGACAUUGUCAUCUUCGAGGGCACCGAGUCCAUACAACAGACCAACAGGGAACUGAUUGACCAAUUCCCAGAGGUCAAGGCACUCAGGGCCAAGGUCGCAAAGGUGGACGGCAUCAGACAAUACGUUCAGUCGCGAAAAGUUCAAGGAUUCUAAUUUUUUUUAAUUGUGCUUGCUUAAAUGUAGGUGCCAGUAGUGUAUUCACUAAGACUUGCCUUGUCUGAUAUUAUACUUUUUUUUUUCAUUUAUUUCUGACGUAUUAUUAUAUGAAUUCCAUUUUCGUUCAGUCUGUUUUAACUGAAAAUUGAUAUACAAACAUGAUGUAAUUUGAAGCAGUCUUGGUUGUCGGAGUACAUUAAAUCCAUGUUGAUAUUUCAAAA
Aplysia californica (California sea hare) is the source of this 865-nucleotide messenger RNA. Its product is annotated as S-crystallin SL11. Gene Ontology annotation, molecular function: glutathione transferase activity. Lineage: Eukaryota; Metazoa; Mollusca; Gastropoda; Aplysiida; Aplysiidae. Gene Ontology annotation, biological process: glutathione metabolic process. The record is from RefSeq and is a predicted model, not a curated record.